UUGUCAURUGUCAAGUUAGUAUACAGAAGCCACGUGUGAUAGCUUGCUUUAGCUAAAAAUAUCACCUGAAAAAUCUCAUUUUGGGCUUGUUGGUAUAGAAUAUUGAGUAUACAUCACUUCGACGUGUUCUUGAACCAUAAGUUGAAGCAUUUUUGCAGUCGAAUCACUACUUUGAACAUCUGAUAAGAUGAACAUUGCAGGGUCACCUUUAGCUCACAAYCAAGAAUUGCAACAGACUUUUCUAAACCUCAUUUGUCAUGGGACUGCUCAGCUGCCCCAACAGAAAACACCAUUGAGUGCACCGCGUAAUAUCCGAAGAAGCCAUCCCAGUAGCCCAGAUCAAGAUUAUGGCAUUGAGGCAUUUGAAAAAGAAAAAUACCUUAGYCCAAGAGAAAUGCAUAAGUGGAGAAAGUCAUUGUUUUCCAUUUUUGUUGGUCGUCUACCUAGAGACAUUGCUUUAAUAGAAUUGAUAGAACUGUUCAAGGAUUUUGCACCAAUCUGUGAUGUACAUGUAUGUCCACCUGAGAGUACGUCAAGAGAUUUCACAUAUGGAUUUGUGAGGUUUAAAACUUUGGAAGAGGCACGUCGUGCAGUGUCAGUCAUGAAUGGUCGAAUUCUUGGAAACAACCAUAUCAUUGUUGAAAUUGCUUCUGAGACCAGAAACGCAUUGAGCCCUGGUGAUAAAGACAAAGAAGUACUUYAUGACGGGCGAGAUCGACUGAUGCGAAGAAAUUAUCCCUCACUACUUGAGAAUCGACGCAGCGAAGAUCGCGAAGAAGAAAUUUUGCRGAAAAAAGUGGCCAAUUCGUUGGCAGAGCUUAAAUCUGAGAGUUCGCUCCUUGAACAAAUCGAGGAAAUUUUAAAGAAAGUUUCUUUAAAACCUGGUGAAACAACCGUUGUGCCAUCAAAAGACGAAGGGCCACCAUGUUCGAUUCAAAGUUUUCACCCAAAACAAUUAUCAAGCAGUCGUCAGUUAGAUUCCCCUGAACCUCGUUAUGACGUCACUUGUGUCAGUCGUAAUGGUGGCAAUAGUGAAGCAAUCCCGAACGAACAGAAAGACAAGAAGAACACUGGAAGUACAGGAACUGAUUACCUCACAUCACAACGACCACCACACUACGUAUCGGUACCAUUACCAAGCCAUGGACAGACUGGUAACGAUACAACUGAAUGUCAACCUACCGGCCACCUCUCACCACCGAAAGCAGAUAAUAUGAUUUCACAAACAGCACGAACUAGUCCUGGACAGACUGAUAACGUUAUACCUGAAUAUCAACCUACUGGCCACUUCUCACCACCGAGACCAGAUAAUAUGAUUUCACAAACAGCNCGAACUAGUCCUGGACAGACGGGUAAGCUGGAGAUGGAGCUGCAGAAUCUUGAGAUGAUGUUACGGAGUAUUCAACAGGAAAACAAYACACUUCAAAGAAACACCACUAACCAAAGUAAGAAGACUCCAGGACUUUACCCUGAYCACGAAAGAGUUAAACUUGAACAAGCGAUUCAUCUGAAAGAAGUUGAAUUCCAGCGUGAGAGAGAAAUGAUAGCGUCCCGAAAUGCCGAGCAGGAAUUGCUUUAUGAGAGGGAAAAGCUUUCCGCCGGUUUUGAUAGCAAUUUACAAAAAGAGCUUGAUUUGGAGCUGCAAAUUGAAGUAAUGAAGAAUGAAGUAAAGCUAGCCAAGAUGAAUAACGAAUUGCUACAACUCUAUAAUCACUUGAAUGACUUGCAGUAAAGAAAUGCUGAAUCCCACAUAAUGUUUGCCCUCAAAGGUGCUCGUUUUAUAUUUACAAAAUAAAAAAAAACUUUYUUGUGUUUUCACAAGACCCUAGUGGGAUGCCAUUGGGUAUCUUUGUAUSGCGUAUGGCCUUGUAAACGUUGCUUUAUCUGUUAUUAUGUACACUAUGUYCUUAUCAAGGUGGUGCUUAUACUUUACAGUUGUAAAGUUACUCGGCGGUUUUCUAAAGAAAACUUGUUUUUGUCUGCAAUCUCCACAGUUCGGUCAUUCUAAAUUAAGAAUGAUAACAACGUUUGGCGACUUAAUGGCUAAGAUGCCUGAGUAAUGUCGUAGGUUGUUUUUUUUCUCUCUUUAUUUUCCAUGUUUAGAUUUUGAGAUUUUUGGCGAGAUUUGUGUAGAGAAAAUGUGUAUUACAAGUUUCUAUUGCGUCUUAGAGGUCGGUUAAAGAUGGUUUUACGAUAUGAAGUACCUGUCAUGUUGAUAUUGAAAUAACACAAUUAAUAUAAACACGAAACAUUUAAAAAGGAAAAGACUUUUAUUUAGAUAACKCAAAAACACUAAACACCACAACACAUGAUGUUGUUAUUUUCUGUUUAGACCAAUAAAGCGAACUAACAAUGG
Exaiptasia diaphana is the source of this 2356-nucleotide messenger RNA. RefSeq lists its product as uncharacterized. NCBI's taxonomy places the organism in Eukaryota, Metazoa, Cnidaria, Anthozoa, Actiniaria, Aiptasiidae. Gene Ontology annotation, molecular function: RNA binding. Bases 188 to 1732 code for a protein of 514 amino acids. Gene Ontology annotation, biological process: mRNA splicing, via spliceosome. The transcript has 14 exons. The record is from RefSeq and is a predicted model, not a curated record. Gene Ontology annotation, cellular component: nuclear speck.